Messenger RNA from Anoplopoma fimbria (sablefish), 3258 nucleotides. It is a transcript of the gene ahcyl1, whose product is annotated as adenosylhomocysteinase-like 1. The coding region runs from base 383 to 2050 and encodes 555 amino acids. Lineage: Eukaryota; Metazoa; Chordata; Actinopteri; Perciformes; Anoplopomatidae. The record is from RefSeq and is a predicted model, not a curated record. The transcript is spliced from 17 exons. Gene Ontology annotation, biological process: L-methionine cycle. Gene Ontology annotation, cellular component: cytosol.
ACAAGUAACCUGGUGUUAACUGCUGAAUGCAACCAAAGCUCGCACUGCUCUUAAUUUGAGGACACAGCCUCCGCCGUUGCUUCUCCGUAUUCCUCCGCGCCGCCAAACGGGACUAGUUCAGGUGACAUCCUCGACAAACCCGCCCCCCUCCCUCCGGAGGUGUUGCCGUCUGUGGAUGACAGCAGAGCAGAGGACCGAAACAAAUGCCCGUGCUGCUCUUUUAGAGAGAAGUGAAGAUACAGAGCAGGUUUAUCUUCAUUAAAACAGCCUACUUAUUGCUCCUCGACCGGGGUCCAGUGUGAGAGCUUCAGGGACGGGGACGGUGGUCUGAUCUGGAGUCAGCGUCUCUCUUAGGUAACAGCCUCUACACCUCCUGGAUGCGAUGACCGACUCGGUGGUGGACAGCAAGGCGGAGGUGAAACAAGCCACGAAAUAUGUCAAAGAGACCGAAAACGUCGCGGAAAAAUAUUCAGCGCUGACUGUCAGCAAGAACAGCAGCGACGUGAACAUGAACGUCGGGGAGAUGCCGUCGGCCGCGUUCACCGCAGUCCCCACGCUCAAAUCCGUCAAGAAGAUCCAGUUUGCGAACACUGAGGACAAACAAGAGUUCAGCAAAUACCCCACCAAAGCUGGGCGCCGCUCCCUCUCUCGGUCCAUCUCGCAGUCCUCCACAGACAGCUACAGCUCAGCUGCGUCAUACUCCGACAGCUCCGAUGAUGAAACCUCUCCCCGGGACAAAGCCCAGGUCAACACCCAGGGCAGCAGUGACUUCUGUGUGAAGAACAUCAAGCAGGCCGAAUUUGGCCGCCGUGAAAUAGAAAUUGCAGAACAAGACAUGUCAGCCCUGAUUUCCUUGAGGAAGAGAGCCCAGGGGGAGAAGCCAUUGGCUGGGGCCAAGAUAGUAGGCUGUACCCACAUUACUGCUCAGACUGCAGUGUUGAUCGAGACUCUGGUAGCCCUCGGGGCCCAGUGUCGCUGGACUGCCUGCAACAUCUACUCCACUCAGAAUGAAGUGGCUGCUGCUCUCGCUGAAACAGGGGUAUCUGUGUUUGCAUGGAAAGGUGAGUCAGAGGACGACUUCUGGUGGUGCAUCGAUCGCUGUGUCAACACGGAGGGCUGGCAGGCUAAUAUGAUCUUGGAUGAUGGUGGAGACUUAACCCACUGGGUGUACAAGAAGUAUCCCAGUGUCUUUAAGAAGGUCCGGGGCAUCGUGGAGGAGAGUGUGACUGGAGUGCACAGGUUGUACCAGUUGUCUAAGGCCGGCAAGCUGUGUGUCCCUGCCAUGAAUGUGAACGACUCUGUCACCAAGCAGAAAUUUGACAACCUUUACUGCUGCCGUGAAUCCAUCCUGGAUGGUUUGAAGAGGACCACAGAUAUAAUGUUUGGAGGCAAACAAGUUGUUGUUUGUGGUUAUGGAGAGGUGGGGAAAGGCUGCUGCACCGCUCUAAAGGCCCUUGGAGCCAUUGUGUGCAUCACAGAGAUCGACCCUAUCUGUGCCCUGCAGGCAUGCAUGGACGGCUUCCGAGUAGUCAAGCUGAGUGAGGUCAUCCGGCAGAUGGACGUGGUGAUAACUUGCACUGGUAACAAGAAUGUGGUCACUAGAGAACAGCUUGACCGAAUGAAGAAUGGCUGCAUCGUCUGCAAUAUGGGACACUCCAAUACUGAGAUUGACGUGGCGAGUCUGCGUAGCCCUGAGCUGACCUGGGAGAGGGUGCGUUCUCAGGUUGACCACAUCAUCUGGCCCGAUGGAAAGAGGGUGGUUCUGCUUGCAGAGGGCCGCCUCUUAAACCUGAGCUGCUCCACAGUGCCUACGUUCGUGUUGUCCAUCACUGCUACAACUCAGGCCCUGGCCCUGAUUGAGUUGUUCAAUGCUCCAGAGGGGCGUUACAAACAGGAUGUGUACCUCCUGCCCAAGAAGAUGGAUGAGUAUGUGGCCAGUUUGCACCUACCAAACUUUGACGCCCACCUGACAGAGCUCUCUGACGAGCAGGCCAAGUACAUGGGUCUUAACAAGAACGGCCCAUUCAAACCUAAUUAUUACAGGUAUUAACGACAGUGUCUGAUGCGGGGAACCUCAACACACAGUAACCCCGGGAUAAACAGAGAUAUCUAUUUUAUUUUGUAAAUUGCUACAAAAUGGAGGAAUUAUUUUAAGUAUGCUGAAUGUAACUUAUUAAUAGCACUUCGGACACAAUGUUAAAUAUGAAGAAUAAGAUGUGUAGGAAACAUAUAAUGUAUAACCAACUAACAUUUUACAUGUCUUGUCACGUGUUUCAUAGAAAAGCCUGCUUGCAUGCUUUCAUGUGUAUGUACUUAUUUAGUUGCUAAAGCUUCUGUUGCUAGAUCACAAAGUUGUUGGUUUGUUUACCCUAUUAAUGCACAGUGCCAAAUGAUGGCUGGAAGAAUGGAACAGAUACCAUGUAUGUUACUUCUGUCGAUAUUAAGAUUUAAUAAGUACAUUCCACGAGCCAGGGUUUUGGCUGAGCCAUAACAAGCUCUGUAUAACAAUGUACAUUGAUUUAAAAAAAUGUUUGCUUUGCAGCGUUUAAUAAUCUAAUUUAAUGGUAUCUGCAUACAUGACCUAAAAGGUAUCAUCCAGUCACCCUUUUUUAUUAGAAGUACAGUGAUUAAAUAUAACACUUAUAAAAAUGUAGUCAGUAAAAGGCUGAGUGAAUUUUGAACUCCUGACUCUUGGUGUUGGCAUUCAACACCCAAAGCUUCACCUGAAUGAAUUCAAACCAAAAUGUAUUUUUAUGUGCUAACAGAUGAACAUGUUUUGUUAUGUUAAAGAUAACAAGCUGUAUGCAUGAUUUUCUUUAUUUAAUACCAAGUUUCCAUUCGCUCACUCAAAUUCCAGCUGUGAUCUGUUACUCUGACAUGCAGCUAGGUCGAUUAUAAAGUGUUUUGCCUGGAUUAUACCUUUUAAGGCCAUGGUAUGAAUGUGCCUUUUAAAUAAUUUACAACAGGUACAUUUCUGCACUGACCUUAAUUAAAUGAACAUUCCUUUUUUGUAAAACCACAUCUAUUAGUGGUGUAUUUAAUGUCUUCCUUCCACUGCUUCUGGUAUUAUUAAUAACUCUAAUGUAUGAGCUGUGUUGAGAAAAAAUAGUAGACUUGUAUGUUUGCCAUAUGAUUGUCGCUGUCUUAAUUUGAUCCAAUUGGGUCACCUAAAGUAAAAUUUAAUGUCAUCAAAAUGCAUAAGUGUAAACAAUGUAUGUAAAAUAAUGCAUUAAAUCAGCAAUAAAACAACUUCUUUUG